Stomoxys calcitrans (stable fly) is the source of this 623-nucleotide messenger RNA. RefSeq lists its product as uncharacterized. The transcript is spliced from 2 exons. The record is from RefSeq and is a predicted model, not a curated record. NCBI's taxonomy places the organism in Eukaryota, Metazoa, Arthropoda, Insecta, Diptera, Muscidae. The coding region runs from base 69 to 392 and encodes 107 amino acids.
UUCGCAUUCAGUUUUGAUCCAGCAUUCCUUCUUUGCACACUCAAAAUACACUACUUUUUUAUUUGAAGAUGAAGAUUUUCCCAGGAAUAGAAAUUUUAGUGUUAUUUCUAAUGCUGGCAGCUGUAAUACAAGUAAAGGCUACACCAGUUCAAAAGAGCUUAAGCAUUGAUACGAUACGCGAGAAACGUCAAAUAGAUUUACGAAUAUCGGCUGAACAUGAUGACGAUGUAGAUGAAACAGAAUUAGCUUUGGAGGCUAUUGCCAAUUUGUAUCGAAGUCCAGAUGGUAAAACUCAAAUCGAUGGAACAGCUAAAGUUAUGCAUCGUUCAAACUCUUUACAAAACGGUCCUGGCACUGAUUGGAGGCUGGGCGUACAAAUACAGUUUACAUGAAUCGUAUUUGCAAAAGGAAAACUGCUUGUACUAAUAAAUCCCUGAUAUGGAGGUGAUCUUGGCAAUUAAGUGUAAUUUCUUGACAUAUGUACAUACAUAUGUAUAUUGUAUAUAUUUCAUUACUACGUGUUCCAUUCCAUUGAAUUGGAUUGUGAUAAACUUUGUGAACUCUGGCGUUAUACUUGGUUUAAUGCUAAUAAUAAAGUGAAUGCAAGUCUCAUUUUAUACAAA